CACAAGAGCCAGCUGAACAAGCAAGUAUGGAAGAAAUAUUAAGAUGUUUCAGGCCUAUGUGUCUACCUUGAAAGCUUUCAUAAGGCUACCCCAAAAUGUUGUCCGCGGCAUCGCUUACCGGCCUCAUGUGCCGCAUUCUACUAUAUAGCAGCGUUGCUUACCAAGAUGUAGCAAACGUGACCUUCGAAUUUAGCACGCCGCGCUUCGUCGACCCCACAUCCAUGCUGUUUUGCGCUACUAGCACCCGAGUGAACCUAACAAGGAGCGACAUCAAAAUAGUCCAUUUGUGGUCGGGCGGCUCAAUAUUCUCAACGGAUGAAUCGGCGGUCGACGAGUCGCGUUUCUUCACCUUCGGUGACAUCGACAGCUUGGAGGUGUCUACGGUGUAUGAGGUGCUAGGCACCGACCCCUAUUAUGCCGGGAGCUACCGGCUUCAGAGGUAUGAUGACCUGGUUCAGGACCAGGACGGGCAGUCCAUUCGUGGUGUGGUGGACUUCCCCGUGGACCCCACCGCGCAGGCGGGGUCGCAGGAGCAGCAGCAGGGCAACUGCUUCCUGCUGACAGGCGCCUGGAAGGCCGAUACGCGCUACACGAUGGUAGUCCAGCUCCGGAACCCGCCCGCGCCAAACACAGCAGCCGCGCCGCCGCCCCCGCCGCCGCCACCGCCGCGGCACGCCACCUCCCCGCCUCCGCCGCCCUGGACGGGCAACGGAACGGCGCCGAUGGCGUCGCCGCCGCCGCCGCCCAUGCCGCCACAGUCAACCUGGUCGUACAGUAGCAAUGUGACGCCGAUCUUAUGGAUCGCACCCAUUACACACUCGGUUGAGACGUACGGCAGUGGAGCAGAUGAGAUCCAGACGGUCUUGUUUUCCGUACGUGGGAACAAGUACGGCGCUGCAUGCCCCAUGAGGCCAGCCAUCGUGCCGUACAUGGACACCAUGUUUGACGCCUGCGCGGAGUCGAUGAAACGGGGCCUGGGGCCCUCGCCUGACAACGUGACUAGUGUUGCGGACUGCCUGCAGCGUCUGAAAGCCGUCGCCUCAGAUGCCGCCAACCAGGGGGUGUUUCCCUUCACCGCGCCGCCGCUCACUCAGUACGUCCUCAACUCCUUUGCUGCAACAUCCUGUACGGCAGCUGGGACGGUCCUGGGGCCGCGGCUGGGUGGGGAAUGCGUCAGCUGCGGAGUGUACGGCACCAAACUGAAUGCCAGCACCUGCAGCUGCCCCAGCCACGUGUUGCCGUACAAGGUGGGCUCCGUGGCCUGCGGCGAGCCCAUCACGCCGGACGGCAGCGUGCGGGACCUGGGGCUGCUGCCGAGCUGGCUGUGCGCGCGCUUCUCAGCAGCCAAGCGGGACUGGCAGGACAAAGAGCUUUUGGACCACAACAUCGCCAAGCAGUACGUGGAGGCAUUCACACGCCUGGCGAGUCCGCUGCUGGAUGCAAGCACGGUGGCGGCGGCUUAUGCGACAUUCAACUCGACGCUGAUCUUUGACGACCGCCGGCCUGACUCGCCCACUCGGGCCCAGGGCCUGAGGCCCAACUGCAACAAGUGCACGGAGGGGCAGUUCAAGAACGUGUGGACAAAGGAAAUGACUCCGCUCUUCGACUGGCACUUUGAUGCCAUGAACACGUUCCGCUUCCUGGGCUAUGUGAUGGACAAGGCACUUCGAUCGCCAUGUAAGGAGCUCUGGGACAGUUCCAAUCCGCGGAAGUGGGAGUACGGGUAUUACGAGGAGGUGAUUUGCAAACCCAUGCCCGAGGAUACAUGCUGCGGGAACAGAACUAACAGCACCUCUUAAUUUGGUAUAUGCUUGACGGUGGCAUGUGCGGGAAUUGGCGGAGGUUGGUAGGCACGCGGCGUUUUGGGCGUCGGCAUGACAUGUACGCAGGCUGCUCUGUGACUGCGAACUUAUACUGCGGAUGAGGCUGGGCCUUGGCGAGGUAGUGUUAGACGCAUAAGUAUUGCUCGGGACUUACUCGGGGUAGCAACCCGAGGCAACCCCCAUGCAACAAGAACUAGAUGCGACGUUUGGAAUUCUAUACGAACGUUCAUCUUCACGAAAGUGUAAUCAAUAUCUGGGCACCAAUACUUACUUUCUGAAUUGUACAAGGUCUCUUUAGUGAUUACAGCAUCGGCACGGCCCAUGCAAUCAUCCGUGACAGCGUAACAUAGUUUCCUCCUUUGGCUGUCCCUGAACUGUUUAUUGGCCAUAUAAUUCAUGGAGUAGUAAAUAAUACAGACACAUGACGGGCCCUUGUGCCCUCGCUUUGGUGGGCUUGGCGCUCCUUGGCCUUGCCCAACCUUCGCUUAGCCAGACAGCACAUGAGUGCCAGGCUCUUACGGACCACUACCUAGAGAAGCAUCACAAGGAGGCGGUGCCAUACACGGGAUCGAACAUGGUUUACUUCUUGCACGUCCCGCGCACAGCUGGGCGGACGUUUCAUAGUUGCUUGCUCAAAACGGUGACGCAUCCAGCUCGGAGAUGUCCCAAGGCCUACGAUCACCUUCGGUUGUCCAACAUGAGCAUGCCCAACUGUUACUUGCUUUCAUCGCAUGACGAUUUUAGCGUCGUAUCGAUGCUGCCGCCAGACGUGGCAGUCAUCUCACAGCUACGUGACCCCCUGGACCGGUUUAUAUCAGCAUAUGAAUUUGCGAUCGAAGUGGCUGCGCGGUCGCUAAGGCGACCCAAGAACUACCGCAAGAAAGUUGGCAGGAUCGCGACGGAGGAUGUAUGGCCAUGGUCAUACCUGAUUCCCUUUUUCCAAGAGGACAUGCAGCCAAAGGUGGCCGCAGCUCAGGCCAUAGCACAGCCCGAAGAAGGCCGCUGGAUCGAGGUGGAGCAGGACGGCGAGCGCUGGUACUUCAACAAGGCGCUCAACGUGUCCAGGUGGAACCUCACGGAGGAGGAGGCGGCGGCGGGAGGCGGCGUGCUGCCGCUGCUGGACCCGUACGACAACCAGCUGGUCAUGAGCCUCAAGGACUUUGCACAGCAUCCCAUUGCUGCUGAGCUGCUGCACAACGGGGCGACCUUCCAGGUGCUCGGCAUUACCAACUACUCGCACUGGGGCGAUGCGGGCGCCUUCCGUAGCUGCCUCAAAUCGUACGACAGCCUUCGCGACCAGAUGCUGCGAGUGGCGCAGGAGCGUGUACGGCGCUUCAGCCACGUGGGUACGACAGACCGUCUGUUCGAGUCAGCCGCCUCAGCGCUGGUGUCGCUGGGUUACAGCACCAGCAGCCCCGCCUACUCCGGCGGUGAUGACGACGUGGCGGGGUCGGGCGGAGUGCGCCGCAGGGCCGGGGAGGGCGGCGGCGGGGGGCAGGGCGGCCGAGGCGGGGCAGGAGGGCGGGCAGGAAGCGGGCUGGCGGCGCAGAUGCAGCUGCAGGCGAAGUUGGUCCGAGAGGCUCGUCAGCGGCUUCAAAACGCCCAACGCGAACUCGCGGAUGGCAUCAAGGGCAGCUUGACCGCUGAGCAGGUGGAUGUGCUGCGGGGCCGAGUGGAGGCGCUGAGGAAGAGCCUCAUUCAGGCACAGGAUAAGUUGGCUUCGCUGAGGGAUCAGCUGCCUCAGGAGCUGGGAGGCCGCGGACAGGCAGCGGACAAGGGGAGCGAGGCUGUCGACAACGUGUUUGCCGCCCAAGGCGCCCGCCGGCGGCUUAUGGGUGCGGAGCAAGAGGUGGAGCAGCAGGUGGAGCAGCAGCCCCUGAGUGGAGGGCAGGAGGAGGAGCUGGAGGCGGGCGGGCAGCAGCGCAGGCUGCUGGCGACGAACAAAAUCUCGGUGGCAACCUCGGACGCAUUCGGCAACCCACUGGACCUGGACUUCAAGCGGAUACCCAACAGCAAUGUGGGUAAUGAGUUCAUGCGCUGCGCCUCGCGGGCCCAGCAGCGGGCUGCCACCCGCCGGGAGCAGUCGCUGGCGGCGCUGUGCACUGCGGACGGGCGGCAGGUGUCGUUCAGCAAGGCUGCUCGGAAGCGGAUACCUGCAGAUGUGCUGGACCUCAUACGGUCCUACAAUACCCUUGACACGGCGCUGCACCGCGUGGGUCUGGGGCUGCUGGAUGCGCGGCUAGUGGAGCAGAAGGAGCAGGGGCUGUACGCGGACAUGCCCAAGCUGCCAGCGGACGACGCGCAAGACAGCGGCCUCGGGGCCAGAAGGGCUAAUAGAGUCGUGAAGCCUCGGGACGAGCGGGUGGGGGAUGAGCUUCGGUAGGCCGUCUCGGCAUUCGUUGGUGUGUCCUGAAACGCCUGAGGUCGCAGCCGGGGUGAUUGCAGCACCACACGUUGCAUGCAGCUGUAUUAUGCUUGCUGGAUAGCGUCACAUCACUCACAUACAUCGAGGUUUGGCAGUGUGGAAAACUCGAGCAGUGCAGUUAGCAUAGCUUCCGGGUGUUCCUUUGGCUUGACCAGAGUUUACCAUGCUGUACGCUUCGCGGCAUGACUAGGGGGAGCGACAGAGGUCAUGGAAGGCUGUGGGUGACGGAUUCGCCUACUGAGCAACUGUGCUCGGGGUACCCGUUGUAAGGGUUACCACUUGCCAGCAAGGGAACGGUUGUACAUCAAUACUUGCCGGGCAGAAUUACGCACGCAUCCGCAAUCCU
Messenger RNA from Astrephomene gubernaculifera, 4594 nucleotides. Lineage: Eukaryota; Viridiplantae; Chlorophyta; Chlorophyceae; Chlamydomonadales; Astrephomenaceae. The record is from the annotation of a GenBank genome assembly.